Messenger RNA from Hippopotamus amphibius kiboko, 2075 nucleotides. It is a transcript of the gene CCND3, whose product is annotated as cyclin D3. Gene Ontology annotation, molecular function: cyclin-dependent protein serine/threonine kinase regulator activity. NCBI's taxonomy places the organism in Eukaryota, Metazoa, Chordata, Mammalia, Artiodactyla, Hippopotamidae. Gene Ontology annotation, cellular component: nucleus; cytoplasm; cyclin-dependent protein kinase holoenzyme complex. Gene Ontology annotation, biological process: mitotic cell cycle phase transition; regulation of cyclin-dependent protein serine/threonine kinase activity; positive regulation of G1/S transition of mitotic cell cycle. The transcript has 5 exons. The record is from RefSeq and is a predicted model, not a curated record. The coding region runs from base 140 to 1018 and encodes 292 amino acids.
GGCGGGGGCGGGCCGAGGCUCGGCCGCGCAGUGCCAGCGCCAGCGCCCGCGCCAGACCCGCGCCCCGUGCUCUCCGGCCCGCCGCCUGCGUUCUGGCCCGCGAGCCCGCACUCCCGCCCUGCCCGUGUGCCGCCCGAGGAUGGAGCUGCUGUGCUGCGAGGGCACCCGGCACGCGCCCCGGGCCGGGCCGGACCCGCGGCUGCUGGGGGACCAGCGUGUCCUGCAGAGCUUGCUCCGCCUGGAGGAGCGUUACGUGCCCCGCGCCUCUUACUUCCAGUGUGUGCAGAGGGAGAUCAAGCCGCACAUGCGGAAGAUGCUGGCGUACUGGAUGCUAGAGGUGUGUGAGGAGCAGCGCUGUGAGGAGGAAGUCUUCCCCCUGGCCAUGAACUACCUGGAUCGCUACCUGUCCUGCGUCCCCACCCGCAAGGCGCAGUUGCAGCUCCUGGGUGCGGUCUGCAUGUUGCUGGCCUCCAAGCUGCGCGAGACGACGCCCCUGACCAUCGAAAAACUGUGCAUCUACACCGACCACUCUGUCUCUCCCCGCCAGCUGCGGGAUUGGGAGGUGCUGGUCCUGGGGAAGCUCAAGUGGGACCUGGCUGCUGUGAUUGCCCAUGAUUUCCUGGCCCUGAUUCUGCACCGGCUCUCUCUGCCCCGCGACCGACAGGCCUUGGUCAAGAAGCACGCCCAGACCUUUUUGGCCCUUUGUGCUACAGACUACACCUUUGCCAUGUACCCGCCAUCCAUGAUUGCCACGGGAAGCAUUGGAGCUGCAGUGCAAGGCCUGGGCGCUUGCUCCACAUCUGGGGACGAGCUCACGGAGCUGCUGGCAGGGAUCACAGGCACUGAAGUGGACUGCCUGCGGGCCUGUCAGGAGCAGAUUGAAGCUGCCCUCAGGGAGAGCCUCAGGGAAGCCGCCCAGACCUCCCCCAGCCCAGUGCCCAAAGCCCCCAGGGGCUCCAGCAGCCAGGGGCCCAGCCAGACCAGCACUCCCACAGAUGUCACAGCUAUCCACCUGUAGCCCUGGAGAGGCCCCCGCAAGUGGCCGACAGCAGAGGAGGGCACACUGCCACCCCCGCCCCUCCCUGCCUGCAGGAACGAACCAUGCCACAGCUGAAGCCCGAGGGGGCUCUUUCCUACUCGCCCCUCGUGAGCCGAAGGGGUCAGGUCCUGCCUAUCCCUGCAGUGUGCACGAAGGGGCCUGGCCUGCUGCGGCUGAUGGCCAGCCAGGCUCCUCCUUCUCCUUGCAUCUGACCAGCUCAGCUCGUUCCCAGUUCUGGCUGGGGUGGGCCAAACUGGCCAGAGAUGAAAUUGAAGUAGCUAAAAUAUAUGUACCAGCAUUCCUUUUCGGGGCUCCUUUAUCUCUGGGGCUCUCAUGUUCUCAACUGCCAAGACUGAACCUGGGCCCUUGGCAGUGAAAGCAUGUAGUCCUAACCACUGGACUGCCAGGGAAUUCGCUAGUUACUGCAUUUGAAUUGGGGUCUUUCUGAAGAAUCCUCAGAUGUUCUAUACACGUGAGAAGAAAGAGUGGACAUUUCCUCUCAACACACUUGGAGGCCCUUGCAUAAACCAUGCUCUCAGCUGCUCCUAGAGGGAGGGGCCCCAGCCUCUGUCCCAGGGGCGGGAACCAACCUCCUUGCUUUGCUUUCUGCUCGGCUUCUCCUGUGUGAUUGGGGGGGUGGGGUGGGGUGGACGACAGGGGGGCAGUGCUGAAGGAAGAGGUUAAUUUAUUAAUUGCUUUGAGUACAACUGUAAGAGGGUGUGGUGGGGCCCAUCUACCCCAAAAGUGGUGGUAACCCUGGUGGUUGCUGCAUUCCUGCCCUCUGCUACUCGCUAGAGGAUCUUUGUGGCCGAGGAGCUGCUACAGCCUGGGGUGGGGCCAUGCCCUCCUCUCCCUUUGGCCCUUGGCUUCUAUCCUCCGAGAGUGGGGGAUGAAGCAGGGAUGACCUGGAGGUGACCAAGCCCCCUGUCCGGAGAGGGAGGCAAGCCCUGUUGACACAGGUCUUUCCUGAGGCCACAAGGUCCAGGCUGGUGGCCCAGGACCAUCAUGCUACCUUAAUAAAGAUUCUGUAAUAAAA